GCCCAGAUAAUGCGCGCCUUGUAGGACGCGUCGCCGUGGUCUUGCUUUGUGUCGUCGGCGAGUCUGCUGGCUCCUGCUCCGCACUCCGUUCCGCGCUAUCAUCAGCUGCAAGAGAGCUGCGGCAAUCAUGGAGGCUAACGAGCAUCUGCUAUGGCACCAGCACAAGCACCGAAAUGCGGCUGAGGAGGCUGCCGCUGCUGCUGAGGCGACUGGCGCAGAGCCCGAGCUCGCGGCCGCGAGCGGCAGCGACCUCGCGGGCGCGGCGUUUGAGCUGCUGCUGUCGCAUCUCGCGUUGCUGCCGCCAGUCGAGGGAGCAGCAGCGGCGGCGGCGGCGGCGGCGGCCGUGCUGCCGCGGCCGCCUGCGGCAGCAGACGCGAGCUUGGUUGCCGAGCUGUCGACCCCGCCGUGGCCUGAUGACUCCACUACUGCUGCUGGCGGCGGAGGCCGGGCGUUGGAUGGCGGCUCGGGGGCCGCGGCGCUACCGCCAUUAGAUGCGGACAGCCCCGGCGGCGGCAGCGGCUGUGACGGUGCGGCAGCGGGUGCCGCGCCGGUGCCCUUGGUUGCCUUGCAGCAGCUGGGGCGUGGUGGUAGUGCGGGUGGCGGUGACAGUGGUGGUGGUGGUGGUGGUGGUGGUGGUGGUGGCUGCGACGGCCUACCUCCGCACCUGCAGCUGCGCCAGUUGGGGCAGCACACGGCGGGCGGCGGUGAUCUCGACGGCCCCGGGCCUGAGCCCGGCAGCAGCCCAGGCGCAGCCCAGGCCGCCUGUAAUGCUGCAGUGGAUCCUGCACCAGCGGCUGCAAUCGACGCGGAUUUUACUGUUUCUGCUACCAUGGCGGCAGAUGCGGCGGCUGCAGCUGUGGGCCUAGGGCCGGCGGCAGCGGCGGCUGCGGCUGCGACCGGCGGCGCGGCGGGCGAGCUGCGGCACCGCGCCACGUGUGCAGCGGCGCCAACAACAGCAGGAAGCGGAAUUACAGGGCCUCCGCCUUCAGCGGCAGCGGCAGGGGGAUCCCAGGAGGUGCCUGACGGAGGCGCGCCGCCAAGCAGCCCGCAGGCACAGAUCACGUGCGCCAGCUGCGGCGCACCUUACGUGCGCCGUCCUGGGGCGCCCUGCGGCUUCUUCGCGCGUGGCACCCGCGCCUACGCCUGCCACAGCUGCUGCCGACGCAACGUCGCGUCCCACGGCUUCUACGGCCCGCCCGGGACGCGGAGCCUGCAGGAAGCCGGCGGCCGCGAGUGCGCCGAGUGUGGCACUGUGGAAUCAACGCAGUGGUUUCCUCACCCCGUCCAUGACGGCGACUACUGCUGCUGCAGCUGUUGGUGGAAGCUGAGGCGUGGGGCGGCCAAACGGGCCCGAUGCGCCGGACAGCAGGACGAAGACGACAACAGCAUCAACCUGCACGCAGCUGCACACGGCGGCAACACCGCCUCGCCGGCCGCCGCUGCCGUUCCUGCCGCCCUUCCGGCCGCCCUCUCUGCCACGGCGACGGACAGAGCCGCAAGCGCCGCAGAUGCGCCGGUCCUGUUAAAUACCGGUAUGGAGCACACGCCUCGUGCCAGCGCAGACGCCAGUGGCAGUGCCGCUUUCCCGGCUUUGGCCGCAGGCGCGCUGGCUGCUGCCGCAGGUGCGGCGGCGGCGGCGGUGCCGCAACAGGCAGCGGAAGCAAGCGCGCAGGGGCAGGCGGCGGCCGCCGCGCCGCCAAGCAGCCCACAGGCACAGAUCCUGUGCGCCACAUGCGGCGCACCUUAUUUGCGCCGCCCGAGGACCCCGAGCGGCUUCUUUGCGCGUGGCACCCGCACCUUCACCUGUCACGGCUGCUGCCUACGCAACAUCACGUCCCACGGCUUCUACGGCCCGACCGGGACCCGGAGCAUGGAGGAGGCAGGGGGGCGGGAGUGCGCCGAGUGCGGCACGGAGAAAACGCAUCAGUGGUACCUUCACCCCACCUGUGACGGCGCGUACUUCUGCGAGACUUGCCGCUUAAGGCUGAUGAAUCGGGCAUGCAAGCGAGCUCGCUGCGCCCGGGAGCAGGAGAAGGAAGGCGACACCAACAGCCAGCGCACAGCUGCACACGGACACAACGCCGGCUCGCCUGCCGCCGUCGCCACCCUUCCUUCCGCCCUUCCUGUCGCGGCGACGGCGCCGAGAGCUCUGCCCGCGCACGCCACAGAUGUGGCUGUCCUGUCGAGUCCAGGCGCGGCGCCUGCCGCCUGUGAUGUUGCACCAGUUGCCGCUACAGAUGCUGCAACGGAUGCAGACUCCACAGGUGCUGGUACCGUGGCAACAGACGCGGCAGCAGCAGCAGCUGCGACAGCGGCGGCGGCUGCAGCUGUGGGCUUAGAGCCGGCGGCAGCGGCUGCUGCGGCUGCGGCCGGUGGAGCGGCGGGCGAGACGCGGCACCGCGCCGCGUGUGCAGCGGCGCCGCCGGCUCGCACUGCCGCCACACGCGCACGUGACCGGAUCGCCAAGCAGCUGCAGCAAACGCGGCCGUCAACAGCAUCGCGUGCAGCAGCGGCGCCAGCGCCAGCGCCAGCGCCUGCCGCGUCGGGUGCAGGACGUGCAGCAGCACCGCCACCAGCACCAGCAACACCACUAGCUCCAGCACCAAUGGGAUGCGCACUUGCAGGACCUGCGCCGUCAGCGGCAGCGGCAGCAGCAGCGGCAGCGGCAGUGGCAGGAGGAUUGCAGGAGGCGGCGGACGGAGGUGCAUCCCUCAGCCCGCAGGCACAGUUUAUGUGCGCCACAUGCGGCAACCGCUAUGUGCGUAAACCCGGCGCCGCCUGCGGCUUCUUUGCCCACGGUACCCGCACCUUCACCUGCGACAACUGCUGCAAACGCAACCUCGCGUCCCACGGCUUCUACGGCCCCCCCGGGACCCGGAGCCUGCAGGAGGCGGGCGGGCGGCAGUGCGCCGAGUGCGGCACGGAGACAACGCCCAAGUGGCGCCUACACCGCACCCGUGACGGCGCGUACUGCUGCAACGCGUGCGCCAAAAGGCUGAUGUAUCGGGCGGCCAAACGGGCCCGAUGCGCCCGGGAGCAGGAGGAGGAAGGCGACACCAACAGCCAGCGCGCAGUUGCGCACGGAGGCAACACCGGCUUGCCCGCCGCCGCCGCCACCCUUCCUGCCGACCUUCCUGUUGCGGCGACGGCGAAGAGAGCUCUGCCCGCGAACGCCAUAGAUGUCUUGUUGGGCCCAGGCGCGGUGCCCGCCACCUGUGAUGCUGCACCAGUUGCUGCUAUAGAUGCAGACUCCACACAUGCUGGUACCGUGGCGGCAGAAGCAGCAGCAGCUGCGGGGGCGGGGGCAGCUGCAGCUGUGGGCCUAGAGUCGGCGGCAGCGGCGGCUGCGGCUGUGGCUGCUGGAACGGCGGGCGAGACGCGGGACCGCGCCGCAUGUGCAGCGGCGUCGUCGGCUCGCACUGCCGCCACAUGCUCACGUGACCGGAUCGCCAAACAGCAGCUGCAACAAAUGCAAUCGACAGUGGCGGCGCCGGCGCCGAUGCCUGCCGCGUCGGGCGCAGGACGUGCAGCAGCACCCGCAACAGCAGGAGGCGCGACUGCAGGAUCUGCGUCUUCAGCUUCAGCAGCAGCGGCAACGGAAGGAGAGGAUUUCAGAGGCGCGGCGGACAGAGGUGCAUUCCACACUUCGCAGGCGCAAAUCACGUGCGCCACAUGCGGGGCACCUUAUUUGCGCCGCCCGGGGACCUCGAGCGGCUUCUUCGCCCGUGGCACCGGCGCCUUCACCUGCCACGGCUGCUGCCUACGCAACAUCGGGUCGCACGGCUUCUACGGCCCGCCCGGGACGCGGAGCAUGGAGGAGGCGGGCGGGCGGGAGUGCGCCGAGUGCGGCAUGGUGGGGCCAACGCGGUGGCGCAUUCACCCCACCCGUGACGGCGCGUACUGCUGUAGUGUGUGCGAGAAAAGGCUGAGGUCUUGGGCGGCCAAGCAAGCUCGCUGCGCCCAGGAACAGGAGGAGCAAGGUGACACCAACAGCCAGCGCGCAGCUGCGCAUGGAGGCAACACCGGCUCACCAGCCGCCGCCACCGCCCUUCCUGUCGCGGCGACGGCGAAGAGAGCUCUGCCUGCAAGAGCCGCAGAUGCGGCUGUGCCUCUGAGCCCAGGCGUGAUGCCUGCCGCCUGCGAUGCUGCACCAGCUGCUACACCAGCUAAUGCACCAGCUAUUGCACCAGCUGCUGAUCCCACAGGCGCUGGUACUAUGGGGACAGACACAGCAGCACCAGCAGCUGCGGCGGCGGCGGCUGCAGCUGUGGGCCUAGAGCCGGCGGCAGCUGCGGCUGCGGCUGUGGCUGCUGGAACGGCGGGCGAGACGCGGGACCGCGCCACGUGUGCAGCGGCGCCGCCGGCUCGCACUGCCGCCACAUGCGCACGUGACCGGAUCGCCAAGCAGCUGCAGCAAACGUGGCCGUCAACAGCAUCGCGUGCAGCAGCGACGCUGGCGCCGGCGCCUGCCGCGUCGGGCGCAGGACGUGCAGCGGCGCCGUCACCGGCAGCCGCAACAGCAGGAGGCGCGACUGCAGGACCUGCGCCUUCAGCUGCAGCAACAGCGGCAGUGGCAGGGGGAUUGCAGGAGGCGGCGGACGGAGGUGCAUCCCACAGCGUGCAGGCACAAUUCAUGUGCGACACAUGCGGCGCACCUUACGUGCGCCGCCCGAGGACCGCGAGCGGUUUCUUCGCGCGUGGCACCCGCACCUUCACCUGCGACAACUGCUGCAAACGCAACCUCGCGUCCCACGGCUUCUACGGCCCCCCCGGGACCCGGAGCCUGCAGGAGGCGGGCGGGCGGCAGUGCGCCGAGUGUGGCACGGAGAAAGCGCAACAGUGGCGCCUUCACCGCACCUAUGACGGCGCGUACGUGUGCAAUGCAUGCCGCGUAAGGCUGAUGAAUCAGGCGGCCAAGCGGCCUCGCUGCGCCCAGGAACAGGAGGAGGAAGGCGACACCAGCAGCCAGCGCACAGCUGCGCAUGGAGGCAACACCGGCUCGCCCGCCGCCGCCGCCACCCUUCCUGCCGCCCUUCCUGUCGCGGCGACGGCGAAGAGAGCUCUGCCUACAAGCAGCGCGGAUGCGCCUCCCCUGUCAAGCACCGGUAUGCAGCACACGCCGGGUACCGGCGCCAAUGCAGUUGGCAAAGCCCCUUUCUUGGCUGUGGCCGCAGGCGCGCUGGCUGCGGCCGCAGGUGCGGCGGUGCCGCAACAGGCUGCGGCGGCGGCUGCGGUGCCGCAACAGGCAGCGGCAGCAAGCGCGCAGGGGCAGGCGGUCGGCGCGCCGCCAAGCAGCCCACAGGCACAGAUCACGUGCGCCAGCUGCGGCGCACCUCAUGUGCGCCGUCCUGGGGUGCCCUGCGGUUUCUUCGAGCGCGGCACCCGCACCUUCACCUGUCACGGCUGCUCCUUGAAAAACUAUUACUGUCACGGCUUCUAUGGGCCCCCCGGGACUCGGAACCUACAGGAGGCGGGCGGCCGGGAGUGCGCGGACUGCGGCACAAAGCGAACGCCCAAGUGGCGCGCUCAUUUCUCUCGCGUGGGCGUCUACGCCUGCGCUGCUUGCUACAACAGGCUAUGCUCUUGGCGAGAGCAGUGCGACAACCAGCCGGCCGCUGCAAAAGGCAGGGAUGCGCGGGCUCAUGCUGAUGCUGCUGGUGCUGAAGCAGCAGCGGCGGCGGCUGAGCCCGCAGCGACCGCGGCAACGGCAACGGCUUUCCCGGAUCGUGCGCUGUACGAAGGCAACCCGACAGACCGCCGAGCAGCUGAGCGCGCGGCAGGUACCGGCAGGAGCCUGGGCAGGAGCCUGGGCAGGAGCGCCGGCGGCAGUCCGGGCGCCGCCACCGCUGCAGAUGCAGUGAGUGCGGGCUCGCGCGCGGUGCCGACGACGAGCAGCGGCGCUGCGCUGUGCGGUGCGCCGCGGCCGCGCACCGCAGCGCUGCAUGCGCGCGAGCGCAUCCAGAAGCAACAGGAGCCGCAGGCGCAGUUGCGCAGACCGCCGGCACAGCACGCCCUGCCCAUCCCUUCGACGGCGCAGGCUGCGGGCGCAGGUGCCACUGCCGAAGCAGGGCCGCAAGGGGGUGCGGUGUCGGCAGCUUCGCCCGCUGCUGCCGUUGCCAGCGUCACAGCCGCUGCUAUCGUUGCUCAUGCAUCUGGUGGCUGUGGUGGCUCUGGUGGGGCUGCAACGGUGGAGGCAGAGCCCGUGGCCAUGUGCGGCGCAUGCGAGGACCCGCUGCCAGUUGCGGCAGGUGCCAUCAACGGCGCUGCAACUGUCGCUGCUGCCGCUGCCGCUGCCUCUGCCUCUGCCGCUACAGCCAUUGGUGCUCCUGGCGGUGGUGCUGGCGGCACUGCCGGUGAGGUGGCGUCGAGCGGCAUGCAGCAUGAUGGAGAUGAUCUGGGCGGGCCGCAGGAGCACGACCGACACGCGGUGCAGGCGGCGCGCCGGUCGCCCGCCGCCGCCGCCGCCGCCGCCGCCACCGUGGCCGCUGCUACUGCAAUGAAUCCGCCGGACAGCGCUCCUGCUCCGGGCAGCGACAGUGCCGGCGGCGCCGCCGCCAUCGCUGGGGCGGACGGCGGCCGCAGCUGUCAUCUUGGCGGUGCUGGAGCCGCCAACCGCGGUGAGGGCGAGGCACUGCAGCAGCAGCAGCAGCAGCAGCUGGCGGCGCAGCGCCAAGGACAGGACUGGAAGGCGCCGCGCCUCGCACCCACUACGGCCACUCCUGCUGAUGCGGCUGCGGCGACUGCGCCGGCGGUAGCAGGCGGGCAGGAGCAGGCGGCUGGGGCUGGGGCUGGGUUUGCGGUUGAGGGGCACAUGGCGGAGACCGCGGCGCCAGAUUGCGGAUGUCUGUACUGUCUCGAGUCCCUGGACGCCGUGAGCGAUGCCGUCGCGGCGGCGGCGGCGGCUGAGACACCAGCCGCAGCGCCGUGGGCAGCAGACCUACUGGCGGCGGCACCGGCUUCGGAUCCAGUUGCCGCUGUUGCUGCUGCAGCCACCGCUACGGCUGCAGCCAUUGCACCGGCUCCAACCACCGCUCCUGCUCCUGCUCUUGCUUCAAUGCCAGCCACUGCUGCCGCUGCGGCUGCCGUGUCGGCGCUUCACACCACGCCGCUGAUCACGGGCACGCCGCCGCAGCAGCAGCAACAGCAACAGCAACAACAGCAACAACAGCAACAACAGCAACAACAGCAACAGCAGCAGCAACAGCAGCAGCAGGAGGAGCACCAGCUGGAAGUAGUGCCUCCAGCUGUACCGCCGACGACGGGGGCAUGCGGUUCAUCAGCCGGAAGCCGGGCGCCAGGCCACGGUCACGACACCACCGCCGGCGGCGGUAUGCUGCCGCCAGGGUCUCCGCCACCGCCGCAGUCGCACGGGCUGGUAGCAGGUUGCCCCAGCGCCGCGCAGACCGCAGGUCGGGUCCGGACCCGGGCGCAGGCGCAGGCGCAAGCUCCAGCCGCAGCGCUGGCGUCGGUGGCGGAGCGAGGGAAGCGGGUGACCGCGCCGGGAAAAGCCACAACACAGGCGCUGCCAGUUGAGCAUGCUGCAGGGGAGGAGCCUUUCGGCCCUGCCCUGAAGCGCCGCCGGCUGAGUGGCGGCGCGGCCGGCGCCAGGCAGGGCCUUGCCGACGCCGCCGCUGCUGUGUCAGAGAGCGCAGCAACCGGCGGCAGGGGCGCUGCAGGGCAGAAAGCAGCGAUGCAGCAUCCGCUUGCACAGGUGACAGCGGCAGCGGCUGCGGACGCGGGUGCCGCGCCCUUUCCUGCGCCGGCAGCCUUGGCACCGGUGCAGAGAGGCGAGGCCGCAGGCCAGGCCGUGAGGGCGGGUGCAGCCGCUGCUGCAGCUGCAACAGUUGCCAAAGCCACGGCCGCUACGGGCGUCCCAGCUGUGCGGGCGGCUGGCGCUCGAAUGGGUGGCGCCGCCGCCAACACCAGCAUCAAUGGCGGCGCCCACGCUCCGGCCCACCCAAGCGCUGCCGGCAUCACGCCUGCUGCUGGCAUCACCACCACCCAGCCGCAGGCGCGCCGCGCGGUUGGGGCAGCCACUGCUGCAGCCGCCGCAGUGGUUAGCACGGCGCCGGCAGCUGCUGUGUGUGUUGCGGCGCGGGCUGUUGCAGCUCGGGCGGCGGCAGGAGCAGGCGCAGGGGCCAGAACAGGGGCAACAGCGGGUGGGCCUCGGCCUGGUGGCACGAAUGGCGACGCGGUGGAGGGCAGCCCGUUGGAGGCUGGCCGCUGGGCUGGCCGCUGCCCUGGCGGAGGUGUGUCACCUACGGGCAGCCGCGGAGGGCAGGAGGAACAGCAGCAGCAGGAGCGGGAGAAGCAGCAGCAGCAGGAGCAGGAGAUAGAGCUGCAGCAGAGCUUCAUUGACGGUCCUGGGCUGUUGGAUGCCUGUGUGCUGGUUGCCGCGGAGGCGAUACGUACGAUGGUAGCGGAAUCACAGCGCACGCGCGCGGCAGGGCUCCUCGCGCCUUUUGCGGCGCGGUGGCAUCCGCCUUGCCCGCCGCUACCCAACCCGCCGCCGCCGUACCUUGGAGACCAGGUGGCCUCACGCAUGUCUACAUGGGUGCAGGAGCACGUGUGCCGGCGGCCGCUGGCGCUGAUGCUGGGGCCGGCCGCGGAGGCGCUGGGUUUGGACAAGGAGGAGCCGCCACCGGGGCUGACGCCGGAGGAACAGGCCGGCUGGAAGCGCUCCCACGCCCGCGUCUGCGCGGCCUUCCUGCGUGUGGCGCACGCGGCAAUGUGUCCUAUGGCAGCGGAACAACACGGUGCGCCACCCACCGCUGACAGCCCAGCGGGAGGCGACCCGCCCGCGGCGGCUGUGAAAGACUUCCGCGUGCAAACGGCCGCCGUGAGCGGGGCACUCGCGGAAUACCUGGCCGACUGGCUGGUGCCGACCGCGCCGACGCCGCUGCCGCCGACGCCGGCACCGCCGCCAGAGCGGGACGCAGUACAGCAGGCGCCUCCGCCAACGGCAGUCGCCGCAGCGCUGCCGGCCGCGGCGGCCGUGACGCGGACGAGCACACCGUGUCCUGCAUCUGGACCAGCGGCCGGCGCUUGCGGCGCGCCUGUGGCGUUAGGGAGCGGCAGCAGCGGCGGCAACAGCGGCAGUGGCAGCAGCAGCAGCCGCGGCGGGUGCAAUCAGGGGCGCGCAGCGGCGCCUCUGGCUGCGGCAGCUACAGCUCCAGCGCCAGCGGAUGCGUCUGCGGGUUCCACGACUCGGGCCAGGGAAGAGUGCAGGUCGGCUCUGGCAGCGGCGCUACAGCCGCUGCUGCUGCGGCCGGUGUGCGAGGGGCUGCGGGCGGCGCUGGCGCGGGGUGCGGCGGGGCGCAUGCAACGCGGCAGCUGAGUCAGGGACCUGGUAACCUAAGCAGGUUUGUAGGCCCUUAUCAUGUCUCAGCGCGAGCUCCAAUACACCGUCCUGAGCGGUCGUCUGUCCUAGGCGCAAACUCAACAUAUUGCUUCGGCGUGUGGAGACGCGGCGUUGGCGAGAGCCACGGAUGGCCACAUGGGGGUAUGUCGCACCCGUGGAGGCCACUGUAGGCCUGAAGUUUUGUAGACAACAAGGCAGCGCACCGGUGACCUGGGCGUGCAUGUGCCGUGACGGUGGUGUGCGGCUGUAGCUAGUGGUUCACUUCGGUGGGAAGGAGGUGGUUUUCCGUGUGUCUAGGUAGCGGUCCGCGGUAGGGCUGGCAGGGCAUGCGUAGCGGCAUGACAAGUAGUGCGGCUGUUGACAACUGUGCUGCGUCUGGCUACGGUUGGCUCUGCUGUGGCAUCGCGACUGCUAGAUAGGCACCUGGUUUGGCUAUGUGCCUGUGGAAACCGACCCCGGCUAUGUCCGGGCGAUGAGGUUGUUCGGCCCCAGACUGUGGAGGGGCUCAGCCCCUUUCCCGUGACCGGGGAACACUUGUCGUUCCGUACGCAGUCCCGGAAGAGGAGUGUCCCAUGAGCCACAAUCAACGUAUCUGGUAGCUCUGAUGGUGGUUCGUGAUGUGAGGAGUGAGGACUCCCAGGUUUCAUCGGUGACACAGGGCUCAGCAGACGCAUAGGUGCGGCCUGUUGGGAUCGAAUGCCCAGUCCAGAAAGUAAUACAUGUGUUGCUGGAGGUUCCAGGAGUGUCAGGAUUGCGCUGCUCUGUCCCGCUGCCAAGCACAAGCACAGCCAGCAACAAUAAACAGCAGGGAUUCAGUAGUCCUCACCGAACGCUAA
Chlamydomonas reinhardtii is the source of this 10197-nucleotide messenger RNA. RefSeq lists its product as uncharacterized. Bases 128 to 9337 code for a protein of 3069 amino acids. Gene Ontology annotation, molecular function: sequence-specific DNA binding; zinc ion binding. The transcript is spliced from 5 exons. The record is from RefSeq and is a predicted model, not a curated record. Gene Ontology annotation, biological process: regulation of DNA-templated transcription. NCBI's taxonomy places the organism in Eukaryota, Viridiplantae, Chlorophyta, Chlorophyceae, Chlamydomonadales, Chlamydomonadaceae.